Molecule: messenger RNA, 897 nt
Organism: Lottia gigantea (owl limpet)
Lineage: Eukaryota; Metazoa; Mollusca; Gastropoda; Lottiidae
Exons: 8
Coding region: 1-897 (298 amino acids)
Biological process (GO): regulation of cell cycle
Cellular component (GO): nucleus
Source: RefSeq, a predicted model, not a curated record
AUGCCAUUUUGGGACAUGCUGUGGCAUCCCAUUAAAUUAAUCUCUAUGGAAGCAACUAAGCUAUCUAUGGUUUACUCCAAGCCUCCAGCACCAACUCAAACAGAGUGUGAAACUCUAGUUAGUGGUAUAGAGAAGUCUAUUUUAGCUAUGGUGUCAUAUUAUUAUUCUCUACCUAAAUCACAAGGUUUAACAUUGAGAAAAGAAUUACACACUAAAGUAAUACAAGUUGUAGAAAGAGUUCAAAAUUUAGUAGAAAUAGUUUCUAAAUAUUCUGGAUCUGAAAGAUUACAAUCUACUGGUCUGGUUUGGGAAGAAACAGAUGAUUUUGAUGACCUUCCUAAAGAUAAUCGUGAAGCAGCUCUAUUUAUAAUAGAACAAACUACAGAUUUAGUUAAAGAUGCUCUUCAAGAAAUAGAACAGGCGCUGGAAUUAGGAGGUGAAGAUGAUUAUUUAAAUGAUAUAUUAGAUGCUAACGAACCUAGGAAUAAUGCAGAUGAGUGGUCUGAGUCUGAUAAAACAGUGAUAUCUACUGGAAUGGGACUAAUCAAGACUGUUAAAUCAACAUUAAAAAAGACUCGUGAUGUGAUUAAAACUAACGGAAAUUGUAAUUGUGAAAAUAAUAUCAGUCAGUUAGAUGAUAUUUGUGAUUAUGUUAAAAAAUUAAGUUGUAUUGUUGAUGAAAUGACUAUUGUGUUAUACCCUCCUAUUGUUAUACCUUCUGUUCAAACCAAGGUGGAUCUUUUAGAUUCAAGUAUUUCUAGUAUUUUACAAAUUUUAAAAAAUUCCCAUGUUACAUCGUCUGGUGAUGAAAAGUGGAUAGAAUUUUUAUACAAGGCCAAACAACAUAAUUUAGAUAAAAUAACAGAAGCCUUAACCAUGAAUGACCAUAACUUAUGA